This is a messenger RNA of Lasiodiplodia theobromae, 1458 nucleotides long. Its product is annotated as 8-amino-7-oxononanoate synthase. The coding region runs from base 1 to 1458 and encodes 485 amino acids. The record is from RefSeq and is a predicted model, not a curated record. Lineage: Eukaryota; Fungi; Ascomycota; Dothideomycetes; Botryosphaeriales; Botryosphaeriaceae. Gene Ontology annotation, biological process: biosynthetic process. Gene Ontology annotation, molecular function: pyridoxal phosphate binding; transferase activity. The transcript is spliced from 3 exons.
AUGACCGACAGAAAGCCCCUCACAAAUCUCGAAACCACCUUCUCGCAUCUGCUCGCUCGCCGGCACUCCCGCUCUCUUCUCCGCCGCCUUACCAUUGCUCCUCCUGGCACUGUCGACUUCUCCUCCAACGACUAUCUCUCCUUGUCAACGCAUCCCGAGAUCCGUUCCACAUUCCUCUCUCUUCUCCAGGCCCCUCAACCCAUCACUCCACCACCCUCUAUCACUGGCACCUCCAAUCCCAAUGCCCCCUCCCAGCCACCACCAAUCGGAUCCCGCGGCUCCCGUCUCCUCGACGGCAACCAUCCUCUCACCGUCUCCCUCGAAUCUCUGAUUUCCACUCACCACCGCUCUCCCUCCGGCCUGCUCUUCAACUCCGGCUUCGAUGCCAACGUCGGGCUCUUCUCGACGCUGCCGCAGCCCUCCGACGUCAUCGUCUACGACGAGCUGAUCCAUGCGAGCGUGCACGACGGGAUGCGGCUAUCGCGUGUAGCUGCACCUCGCCGGCUGGCCUUCGCGCACAACGAUGUAGGCGGGCUGCGGCGAGUGUUGGAAGGCAUUGUUGGUGAUCGUGAAGUAGGAGAGAAGGUUCGCGCAGGCAAGGCCAACGUCUUCGUUGCGGUAGAGGCGGUGUAUAGUAUGGAUGGAGACGUGGCGCCUCUGCGAGCGAUGCUGGACUUGGUUGAUGAGAUGCUACCGAAGGGCAACGGCUAUGUCAUUGUAGACGAGGCGCACGCGACGGGGGUGUUUGGCGGAGCGGGAGGGCGGGGAUUGACGUGCGAGUUGGGAGUGGAAGACAGGGUAUUUGCGCGUGUUGUUACGUUUGGGAAGGCACUGGGUAGCCAGGGUGCAAUCGUCCUCUGCAGCCCCAUCACCCGUUCCUACCUCAUCAACUACGCCCGCACCCUCAUCUACACGACCGCCCUAUCCCACCCCUCCCUAGCCAGCAUCGCCGCCACCUACGACUUCCUCAUCGCCGGCAAAACCACUCCACUCCUCACCCACCUCCACACCCUCAUCCGCACAACCCACGCCCUCCUAACCGCCCUCAUCGCCCGCCUACCCCCCAACACCACCACCACUCCUCUCCUCUCCCUCGCCCCCUUGCCCGCCAACCCCUCCCCCAUCGUCCCCCUCUUCACGCCCCACCCGCGCGCCCUCGCCGCGCACUGCCAGGCGGCGGGCUACACGGUGCGGGCGAUCGUGGCGCCGACGGUGCCGCACGGGGCGGAGCGGGUGCGCGUGUGCCUGCAUGCGGGCAACACGGUCGAAGAGGUCAGGGGGCUAGUUAGGGCCGUGGAGGGCUGGGUGGAGGCGAGGUUGAAGGAGGAAGGGGGGGUCGGAGGAGGAGGGGUCUUGUUGCCGUCGUCGUCGUCGUUGUCGUCGGAAGAGGAGAGGGUUGGAGGAGGAGGAGGGUCGGUAGUGGCAGGUAGGGCGGUUCUGGAGAAGGCGAGGUUGUGA